Messenger RNA from Suillus paluster, 1250 nucleotides. Its product is annotated as PPP4R2-domain-containing protein. The transcript has 5 exons. Lineage: Eukaryota; Fungi; Basidiomycota; Agaricomycetes; Boletales; Suillaceae. Bases 223 to 1155 code for a protein of 310 amino acids. Gene Ontology annotation, cellular component: cytoplasm; protein phosphatase 4 complex; nucleus. Gene Ontology annotation, molecular function: protein phosphatase regulator activity. Gene Ontology annotation, biological process: protein dephosphorylation. The record is from RefSeq and is a predicted model, not a curated record.
CACCCGGCUUGGCACUUGGCAUUAGAGAAAACGUUCCGACGGCACAACUUCUUUUACUCCAAUCGAGGUCGACUCGCACACUAGUACCUUCGCACACCUUGUGCAGCAUAUAACUGUGGAAAAUCUGGAGGCACUACACUAGAGCCCAAGUUCGAUCACAGCACCGCAGCCGCGGCUGUCCAAAAUUCCAAAACACAGCAUCACCUGUCUCGAUAAUUCAGCAUGACGUCCAUAGAGAGCGCAUACGACAUAUCACAAGACUUUCGUUGGAGCCCAGAUUAUGACACAGUUUUAGAACAAAUUGCUGAUGCUGAUGUAGUAGAGCCCAAGACAGAAUGGGACCUGCUACGCGACAUGAUCAAAUACAAGGUGGAUAAGAAUAUCGCCCUCUUUCUAGCAGAUCCGCCGCCUCGCAAUGUAGAGGAGUUUCAACCACUGUCUGAAGAUCUCCUUAAACUCGGUAACUUGAAGUUACCACCAUUCCCGCUUCGCGAACAGAAUGAUCUCAACCACAACGAGGUUCCGAAAGUGUACAUGAACCAGCAAGAAGCAGACGAGAUCAAAGCUUUCAUUUUCAGGCAAAUGCAUGAAUUUGAUGAUGAUCCUCCUUUCACAAUUCAACGCGUUUGUGAGCUCUGCGUACGGCCAAAACAACAUUAUAAAGCUCUCGGGAAGUAUCUUCGAGCGGUGGAGAAAUCAUUGCUGGUUACGUCCUCGUGGAACGCUUUCCCCGCGGAGUCCAGCCAAGAAUUCCCAUCAAUAUCUUCACUAUCCAUGACAGCUGGCUUACUAUCAACUCCGACUACUCCACUCUUCUCUCCCAUAGCCUUUUAUCACGAAGAUGCACGACGCUCAAAGUCACAAAGUCCUCCUCCGUCACCACUAACACUAAGUGGCAUGGAAUCUAUGGGGCACGUCGAACCCUUGGAAGGGAUGCCACCCAAAGCACUUGGCCUGGUGGAUGAAUUGGACGACCCAAGCCCAGGCCACUUGAGUAAUCAUCCAACAGCUCUUACAGCUGUGACCACGGUGAGCUCGAAGCCUUUCUUGGAUAGCCUGGAGGCAAGGUUUGUGAGAGGAGAGGGACAACAUGAUAUGGGGGGCAGUGAUCAAAGAAUGGCAGACGGAGUAGGGGAUAAGGAAAAUAAAGGCUGAUGAUGUGUUUGCAUCUGAACUGGGAACAAAAGAGUAAGAGCUGUGACAUAUACUCAGCGUGAAUGUGCGCACCACGAUCAACGGGAUGCAUCUAU